GUUUAAACGAAUUGAGAUUAUCGACAAAAUGAACACCUGUACGAUAUAUGUGCUAUCUGUGCUCUUCCUUUAAGAUUAUCGCAAAGUGGACCACGGUCGGGUAGAUAAGAUUGUCCACAGUGUAUGCACUUGGGAAUGAAGCUGAUCAACAUGCCCGCGAUGGCCGCUGACUCCGUCAACCAAAUAUUGGGACCUAUUUUGGGUCAGUACAACAACACAGCCUGCGUGGGUAACACAGCAGCUUCUAAAAUGUGCCAUAUCACCGCUAUUAUUGGCACCAGUGUCUGCGACAGCUCCAAUUUAAAAAUAAUCGCAAUUGGGAUGACCGCCGCCAACCUUCCUGAUGCGGGUAUGGAGAUGUCCGGUGUGAUCAGAAGUUGUGGAGUCCUUAUGAGUGGUGACACCCUGAAAUGCACACCGAUUAUUGACCUCGUACAGGCCGAACAGAAAGCGAACUUCCUCUCCCAGCUAUCACUGUUAUCUGCCCAAUAUAAGAAAGUCACAUACAAUGGGCACCAUUGUCAGUCGGUUGACGGCUCCACAUGGCCCACCAUCACGGACUCAUUUACCAUGGCUCCUGUACCCACGGUAUCAAGAGAUACUGUAAGCAACACGCAGGAUUCUACUAAACACACCUUUGACAAGGAAUGUCCACAGUGCAUGUAUGCUGGAGUGAAGCCGAUCAACAUGCAUGCGAUUCACGCUGACGUCGUCAACGAAAUAUUGGGACCUUUGUUGGGUCAGAACAACAACACAGCCUGCCUGGGUAACACAGCCGCUUCUGACAUAUGCCGCAGUACCCCCGUGAUUGGCACCAGUGUCUGCGACAGCUUCAAUUUUAAACUAACCGCAAGUGGGAUGACCGCCGCCAAUCUUCCUGAUGCGGGUAUCGAGGUGUCCGUUGUGAUCAGAAGAUGUGGGGUUCUUAUGAGUGGUGACACCCCGAAAUGCACACCGAUUCUUGACCUCGUACAAGCCGAACAGAAAGCUAUCACUGUUGUCUGCUCAAUAUAAGACAGUCACAUACAAUGGGCACCAUUGUCAGUCGGUUGACGGCUCCACAUGGCCUAUCAUCACGGACUCAUCUACCAUGGCUCCUGUACCCACGGUAUCUAAAGUUUCUGUUAGCAACACGCAGGAUUCUGACAAAUACACCUUUGACAAAAGUAAUUCUGGAAACCGUUUGGGCUUAGCUAGGAAUCUCAUUAUGAUGGGUUUGGUGAUUCUUCGAUUUUAUGAGUAAAAAAAGUACAAAUCUGCAUAUUACAGAAGCGGCAAAUAGGUCGAAUACCGUUGACUGUUUGUUGUAUAACUCUGUAAGACUAUAAUCUAGAACUGCGUUGUUUUUUAUCAUCCAAUUCGGGACAUAAACAAUACCGCUAAUUAAAUAAUUCAACCGAUGCGGGAAACACGUAACUGUUAAAAAAGAAAAUGCUCUAUGGAGAUCUAUUUAUAUAGUGUAUUAUAUGUCAAAAGUCAUGCCAAUAGAUUUUAUUAUUAGCAAUACCAUGUUGAA
This is a messenger RNA of Dreissena polymorpha, 1516 nucleotides long. RefSeq lists its product as uncharacterized. The record is from RefSeq and is a predicted model, not a curated record. The transcript has 5 exons. Lineage: Eukaryota; Metazoa; Mollusca; Bivalvia; Myida; Dreissenidae. Bases 124 to 1014 code for a protein of 296 amino acids.